AUGCUGUCGGAAUCAGCAGUGAUUCUCGCAGAGAAAAUAGACCUCUUCACCAGUGUCAAUUCCACUCCCCAGCUUGGCCAUCUGAGCGAGAUUGCUCGUGGGGCCUUUAAGUUUGCUUCCGCUAUCCAAGCACUCGCUGCGUUCCGCUCCGCCCCGGCGGAAGUUGAGUGUGUCUCGGCAGGCCAUCCACAGCAGUGGAACCAGAGCCUCCCAAGUCUCGACACUUUAGCAGAGGAGCCAGUGGGAAAGCCCGGAAUGCCUACUCUUGCAGUCACCAAUUUCAACGUUGUAUGUGCUACCUUGGGUGGCUUUAUCACGCUCUUUGGUCUGGUCUCGUACCUGUUUAAAGAACAAUUCUAUUUGUCGGAAGCACUGAUCUCCCUUCUUGCGGGUGUUACCUUCUCCCCGCAUGCUGCCAAUCUCAUAAAGCCGAUAGACUAUGCUCUGGGCAGCCGAGAAGCCUUAGAUGACAUCACUCUUUACUUCAGCCGGCUAGUCCUGGGAGUCCAGCUUGUUCUUGCUGGUGUCCAACUACCGAGCCGCUAUCUCCUUAAAGAAUGGAAGAGUCUCUCUCUUCUCCUUGGCCCGGGGAUGCUAGGCAUGUGGAUAUGUAGCAGUCUCGUUAUCUUUGCCCUCGUGCCAAAGCUGCCGUUCCUCCAUGCCCUAGCUAUUGCCGCAUGCAUCACCCCCACAGACCCAGUGUUAUCUAACUCGAUCGUCAAGGGCAAGUUCGCUGACAAAAAUAUACCACGUCCCUUGCAGAGAAUUAUCAUAGCUGAAUCCGGUGCUAAUGACGGGCUCGGGUACCCUUUCUUAUUCUUUGCCAUGUAUCUCAUCCAGUACAAUGAAGCUGGAGGAGCACGCAAAGCGAUGGGCUUGUGGUUUGGUGAGACAUGGGGAUACACUAUUCUGCUGAGCGUCGUGUACGGAGUCGCCGUGGGCUGGGUAGCUAAAGAGUUGCUCCAUUGGGCGGAGGAGAACAGAUAUAUCGAUAGGGAGAGCUUCCUUGUCUUUGCUGUCGCGUUAGCCUUGUUCAUCAUCGGUACCUGCGGCAUGAUUGGGAGUGACGAUGUGCUCGCCUGCUUUAUUGCGGGAAACGUCUUCACCAUUGACGACUGGUUCCGCCUUGAGACCCUUGAUGACUCUCUCCAGCCAACCAUUGACAUGCUACUGAACUUGUCUGUCUUUAUGUGGUUUGGCGCUGUUUGCCCCUGGCCCAUCUUCUUGAACAACAACAUUAUUCCUAUAUAUAGGUUAAUCGGGCUAGGGAUCCUGGUUUUAUUAUUCCGCCGGCUUCCUGUUGUUUUUGCUAUGCACAGGUAUAUCCACCAGAUUGAAGAGUUUCGCCAGGCUGCCUUCGUCGGAUUUUUCGGUCCCAUUGGUGUCAGUGCCAUCUUCUACCUAUAUGUUAGCCUGGAAUACGUCAGGCAUAACCUUAUAGUAGAUGGGACGGUAAGAGAAGACGGGGAGCGUCUUAUUGAGACGAUGUACAUCGUCGUUUGGUUCUUGACUAUCUGCAGUAUUGUAAGUGUUGCUACCCUAGGCUCACUAAUCUACUCAUUUUUGCUUUAGGUAGGCUAAUGGUUCUCCUAGGUUGUCCAUGGGCUGUCCAUUCCAAUUGGAAAGCUCAGUUUCAGCAUUCCACGGACGAUUUCCAGUGCCCUCAGCACGAGCAUCGAUAUAGAUUCCGAGCGUGGCCCACACUCUGGAGUUAACACUCCGGGUUUGCAACAUACAGCAAGUAUAGCUACUUCUACUCCUGCUCUGAGAACUUCAAGUUUCAUACCAGCUAGAUUCCGCAAGCAACCUACAACAAAAAGUGGCCGUCCGCGAGACGAUCCCCCAACCCCAGUGGCAUUUCGCAUUGGUCGUACCGUCAUUCCAGAACGCAAUGAUAUGGGUGGCAAUGGACCUGAUAAUAUACUGCCCUCAUCCGACACGACCAUUGCAAUCCCACAGAGGGUCAAAGACUAAAAUUGCAUCAGGGGAACAUAUGCUAAAGCAUAGGAUACUGCGUUUUGCUCGCCUAUGAACAGCGAGUGUCAAUAUGUAAGAUCGAAGGACGAAAACAACAACAGUAGUAGGUCAGCUGCAGGAGAAGGAUAUGGGUAUGGGUAAGUUGAGUGUAAUUCACACUAGGUGUCUGUCUCCAAUAGUGGACCAUAUACUUCGGUUUCACCAGCGGGUGAUGGAUGAAUGGUGGAAGUGGAUGAUUGUCCAAUUGGAAAAUAGAGAGAGUAAAUAUAUAAAACAGAUUGGAUACAAUUAAGUUAUGUCAGAACUUUUACUACAUCGUCACACUUACUGGAUAAUCUGGGCUCUCGAGUAGUCCUAUCCGUUGGACUUCUCGCUAUUCCCUAGCAUCUGGCCUCUUUCACCUGUUCGAAUCUCCUCUGGAUCCGCUCUAGCGGGCAUUCCAGCCUCUUUGUAAAUCUUAUCAAUGCAUUCCACGUGAUAAAUAACGUCGUCAUUAGAAUGCAGCAUAUAGGCUCCUUGCCUCUGACUUUCUCGAGAAAUGCUUCCAGUUGCCAUCUAUAUGUGCUCCAGUAACUCUUCCCCCCUUUU
This is a messenger RNA of Trichophyton rubrum CBS 118892, 2565 nucleotides long. RefSeq lists its product as uncharacterized. The coding region runs from base 1 to 1572 and encodes 523 amino acids. Gene Ontology annotation, biological process: regulation of membrane potential; sodium ion export across plasma membrane; proton export across plasma membrane. The transcript is spliced from 5 exons. Gene Ontology annotation, cellular component: plasma membrane. The record is from RefSeq and is a predicted model, not a curated record. NCBI's taxonomy places the organism in Eukaryota, Fungi, Ascomycota, Eurotiomycetes, Onygenales, Arthrodermataceae. Gene Ontology annotation, molecular function: sodium:proton antiporter activity.